Emiliania huxleyi CCMP1516 is the source of this 1718-nucleotide messenger RNA. RefSeq names its product putative Lysyl-tRNA synthetase. Gene Ontology annotation, molecular function: tRNA binding; ATP binding; lysine-tRNA ligase activity. Gene Ontology annotation, cellular component: cytosol; cytoplasm. The coding region runs from base 21 to 1496 and encodes 491 amino acids. The record is from RefSeq and is a predicted model, not a curated record. Gene Ontology annotation, biological process: lysyl-tRNA aminoacylation. Lineage: Eukaryota; Haptophyta; Isochrysidales; Noelaerhabdaceae. The transcript has 14 exons.
GCACACGCUCAGACACCACAAUGCUGCUUCUGCGAACGCUGCUCCCGGCGGCGGUGAGCUCGCGCUGCUGCCGGCUCGUGCCGCCGCUUGCAGCGCUCGCCAGUGCUUCUCCUGCCGACGCUGCGGCGGCGCAGGGCGAGGUGGUGCGCGAGCUCAAGGCGGCCGCUGAGCGCGAUGAGGCCGCGAUCAAGGCUGCCGUCGAGCGUCUCCUCGCCCUCAAGGCGCAGCUUCCCGCACCGGCGCAGGCGGUGGCGGCGGGCGGGCACACGCCGUACGCCUACUCGUUUGCGCCGACCCACUCCUCCGCCGCCUUUGCGGAGGCGUUCGAUUCUCUCUCUCCCGGCGCCGAGGAUGCGUCUGCCGAGGUCGCGCUGUGCGGCCGUGUCAUGACGAAGCGCUCGUUCGGCAAGCUGGCCUUCUUCACGGUGCAAGACGGCGAGGGCACUUUCCAGCUCUAUCUCGACAAGAAGCGCCUGGGAGCCGCCUUCAGGCCCUUCCUCGACGCCACCGACGGAGGCGGCUUUGGCGGCGUCAAGCGGACGGACAAGGGCGAGCUGUCGGUGCUGGCGACACUGCUGACCAAGGCGCUGCGCCCUCUACCCGACAAGUGGAAGGGGCUGGCCGACGUCAACAAGAGGUACCGGCAGCGCUACCUCGACAUGAUCGUCAACCCGCGCGUGCGCGCCACCUUCGCCGCGCGCGCGCGCAUCACGGCCUACCUCCGGAGGUACCUCGACGAGCGCGGCUUCCUCGAGAUCGAGACGCCGUGCCUCAACGCGCAGCCGGGCGGCGCAGAGGCGAAGCCGUUCGAGACGUACCACAACGCCCUCGGCCUCGACCUCACGCUGCGGAUCGCGACGGAGCUCUACCUCAAGCGCCUCGUCAUCGGCGGCGUGGAGCGUGUCUACGAGCUCGGCCGCAUCUUCCGCAACGAGGGCAUCUCGACGCGGCACAACCCAGAGUUCACCUCGAUCGAGCUCUACCAAGCCUACGCCGACUACGAGGCCCACGACAGGCCCCCGGGGGAGCUCGUCGCCGGCGCGGCGCGGCACGUGGCGGGAGGGACUUCCGUCGAGUACCAGGGCGCCUCCAUCGACCUCGCGCCGCCGUGGCGCCGCGUCACCAUGGCGGAGCUCGAGCUCUGCGAGCCAGAGCUGGUGCAGCCGACCUUCGUCCUCGACCACCCGACCGAGGAGCGGUUCGAGCUCUUUGCGGUCGGCCGCGAGCUCGCCAACGCCUUUUCGGAGCUGACGGACCCGGUGGACCAGCGGGCCCGGUUUGAGGCGCAGGCAGCCAAGAAGGCGGCGGGGGAUGAGGAGGCGUGCGGCGUCGACGAGGACUUCCUGACCGCGCUCGAGCAUGGCAUGCCGCCCACGGGCGGACUGGGCAUCGGGAUCGACCGGCUGGUGAUGCUGCUGACCGACUCGCCUUCCAUCAAGGACGUCAUUGCCUUCCCCCUCCUCCGCCCAGAGGGCCAGCCGGCACCAAAGGAGUGACGCGCAGAGCUGCAGCUGGCGAGAGAGCGGAGUCGCGAGUCUGUCGGAGCAGAGACGUCGGCUGGAGCGUCAGCGCGUGGAGGUCGCGCGCGUGGGCUGGCCAAACAUGUUUCACGUACGGUGUGUGGGCGCGGGGGCGCGCCGCCCGCGGGCGGCGGACACGGGGCAGGACUUGCGCAGGGGACCGCAGCGCGAUCUCGUAGGUGCGUCAGCGUGGGGCGC